AGGACCCCCGGCGCCCGCAGGCGCGGCCGCGAGUUGCUCGUCGCCAGCCGUUGCGGGUCCUGCGGCGCAGGGCCCUCCUCCGAGAGCACCCUCGGCAGGCCCCUUCCCCUCGCAGGGCGCGGCCCCCGAUGGCUCCCCGCCGCCCGCCAGCCCGGCCACGAGGUGUUCGUCACCAGCCGUUGCGGCCCUUGUGGCGCAGGGCCCUCCUCCGAGAACACCCUCGGCAGGCUGUUUGCCCUCACAGGGCGCGGCCCCCUAUGGCUUGCCGCCGCCCGCCUGCGCGGCCGACGCGCCCGGCCGUGGCCUGCCACCGUGCGGCGGCGCCCUGGUGUCCGCCGGCCUGCCCGUGGGGGCCGCCGCCGCCGCCGCCGCCGUGGCCAGCGGCUCGCCCGCAUCGCUCAAUGGGGCCUCGCCAGCCUGGCCAGGACGACCGCUGGACGCGGGCGCCGCGCAUGCGGCCAGCUCCGCGGCGGCGGCGCCGUGCGGAACCCCGCCCGUCGUGGUCGGGCGCCCCCCGUCACCACCGGCAGAUGCAGGCGCAGUUGCAGCGCCCGCCGCGGCGACUGCGCCGGCACCUGCCGGGCCCGCCGUGGCAGGCGCCGCGGCGCCAGCGGCUCCCUCCGGGGCCCAUGCGGAGGCGUCCCCGCAGAUCCCAGUGUCGCCAGAGGCGCCCGAGGCGGCGGCGCCAGAUCCGCAGCAGCAGCCGCAGCCGCAGGCGCCGCAGCAGCCGCAGCAGCCGCAGCAGCCGCAGCAGCCAGCAGUGGCCGCGGUGGCGGCCGUCAGCGCCCCAGCCGCCGCGGCGGAUGGCGUCGGCGCAGCGGCAGGCGAUGGCCAGGCGCGAGGCGGCGGGGCCGCCGCCGCCACGGACGACGAGGCCGAGGUUGCCGCGGGCAUCCUCAUCGCUGACCCCACCGAGCAGGCCUUGGCCUUCGACAGCAGGGGCGUGGCCAUCAUCGUCCGGAAGCUGGACCCCGAGACGGGGAAGCAGCGCACGAUUGUGCGCAACGAGGACGGCACCUUCCGCGCCUUCGGCGAGACGACGCUCGAGUCGCUCGUCUCCUCGCCCGAGGGCGACACCAGGAGAUGGGUCGGCAACCUCACGGACCGCGAGCUGCGUGCGCUUGUCCACGAGGUCGGGAACCGCCUGAUCGUGGACUCGAAGGUGUACGAGUGCCAGAACGCCCAGCUGGAGCGCCUGGCGGACACUCAGCACCUGGCCUUCUUCGGCCUCUCGCCCGGCGCGGAGGAGAAGGAAGUGGACAAUGCGUACCGCAAGCUCGCCAAGAAGAUGCACCCGGACAAGAACGGCGGCACCGAGGAGGCGAAGUUGCGCUUCCAGAGGAUGAAGGAGCGAUACGAGGCGCUGAAGGCUCGGCGGUCCGCGGCCGCCGCGGAGGCCAAGAAGUCUGGCGAGGAGGAGGAGCCUGCGGAGGAGCUCCACGAGGAUGGCGACGCAGCCCUCGCCAAGGUGGAGGGGCAGCCAGACGAGCCGCGGAGAAGGGAGGCGUACGACGAGGACGAGGACGACGACAGGGGCAAAACGGAACCAGAGAGCAGGACCAUCGAGUACGACCCGAGCGACCGCGCGUCGCUCCACAAGACGGUCUUCCGCAUGCUGGGCCAGCUCAAGACGGUGCGGCACGGGCUGGAGGA
Molecule: messenger RNA, 1653 nt
Organism: Prorocentrum cordatum
Lineage: Eukaryota; Dinophyceae; Prorocentrales; Prorocentraceae
Source: the annotation of a GenBank genome assembly